AUGUCGGUUCCUACCAUGUCUCAACGCGUAGAGGCUGAAAGGCAGGACCGGAAACUUGCUGAUAUCAAGGAGCUCAAUUUGGAAGGGUGUUCUGCCACCGAGGUCGAGGGCUUGACUGAUGAGUACACGUGCCUGGAGAAACUCAACAUGUCCAAUAUUGGGCUAACAACUCUUGCUGGACUUCCAGCUCUACCGGCCUUAAUGCAUCUUGAUGUUUCAGGCAAUCCAAUUGCUACCGGUCUUGAUUCCCUGAAAAACUGCCCCAGCUUGGUUUCUCUUAAUCUCUCUGGGAAUAAGUUGGGAGCGAUAGCCGAUCUGGCUCCUCUCGCGUCGUUGGAAAGUCUCUCUCGUCUUGAAAUGGGCGACUGCGAUUUGGUGAGUGUUGAGGGUUAUCGGAAGGAGGUUUUCGCUCUUUUACCACACUUGAAAUUCCUCGAUGGCCUGGAUCAAAAUGGCGUUGAGGAGGUUAACAUGAAAGUCACUGGUGACGUUGUCAAUGGACCCAAAAAUGGGCACGUGAUGAGUGCUAAUGAUGAAGAUGUUGAUGAUGACGAGGGUGAUGAGGAGCAGGAUGAAGAUGAGGAUGAGGAGGAUGAGGAAGAAGAGAUGGGCAUUUCUGCCCUUCAAGGCAGCAAAGACCUUGAAGAUGAUGAAGAAGAUUACGUUCCUGGUGAUGGAGAGGAUGACGCGGAAGAUGAUGACGAGGAGGAGGAAGGGGACGAGGAUGAAGAGGGUGAAGAGGAGGAAAACAUAGAAGAUGAAAUCGCAAACCUGUCCGGUUCUGGCGUCACGGAUUCGCGACGCGCUCACAAGCGACCUGCUGAUGACUCUGACGCCGUUGGUGUUAGCGAGGCGAAGGUGGCGGCUACAGAAGACAACUAA
Molecule: messenger RNA, 882 nt
Organism: Hydatigera taeniaeformis
Lineage: Eukaryota; Metazoa; Platyhelminthes; Cestoda; Cyclophyllidea; Taeniidae
Source: the annotation of a GenBank genome assembly